This is a messenger RNA of Melanaphis sacchari, 4190 nucleotides long. RefSeq names its product adenylate cyclase type 8 (gene Adcy8). Bases 229 to 3780 code for a protein of 1183 amino acids. Gene Ontology annotation, molecular function: adenylate cyclase activity. Lineage: Eukaryota; Metazoa; Arthropoda; Insecta; Hemiptera; Aphididae. Gene Ontology annotation, biological process: intracellular signal transduction; cAMP biosynthetic process; adenylate cyclase-activating G protein-coupled receptor signaling pathway. The record is from RefSeq and is a predicted model, not a curated record. Gene Ontology annotation, cellular component: plasma membrane. The transcript has 24 exons.
GUCGCCGUGACGGUAGUUCACGCGGACGUUGUUUGCAUUCGUGUGUGUCGUCGUUGUCGUCGUCGUUGUCGUCGUUGUCGUCGUUGUCGUCGUUGCCGUGCGCGAGUUUCGCAGUGUUCCGAACAAAAUAAUUAACAUUAAUACUAGAAUAAAAUAUAUGUGCACAUAUAAUAAUAUUAUUCGUCGUAGAAGUUUCUAGGACCGUCGUCAACGUAAUACAGGUGGAAAAUGCAAUCAGAAUCAAGUUCACUCCAUACUCUUACAACAAAGCAAACUAAAAACAAAGAGCUAUGGCUGAGAGCGAUACAUCGGAUCCACAGCCAGAAAAGAAGGAAUCAACAUAUCGACUUACAAAAGACAAAUUCUGUUUCAAACAUGACAGUGGAUACGUUUGACGGCACAGACUACAACACCAACAAUACAUCACAAAUUCCAAUCGAGUACACGGAUCCUGUGUUCAAAAAAGGCAGAGUUUACAAAGGCAUUUAUUGUCCAACGCUCACCAACAGUUUUCGAAAACCCAGUCUUGAGCUAUCGUAUCAAAGAUACUCGCACAGACAACGGCAGAAGUCCUUAAUCAUCGUUAAUUUCGUCGACAUGACACUUAAAGCAGUUUUAGCCGGUGUGUGGCUGUUGCCGACCUACCACGAGCCGUACCAUAGCCAAAGGGCCAUAUGGACGUGUCUGACAAUGUUCGCCAAUCUCACCGUAUGUCUGCUCGGUUGGUGGAAAUGCUUUGCCAAUAACUAUCUCCAGUGGGCAGCCGUUUUCACGUGGUGUUUCAUUAAUAUACAAGGUUUCGUAUGGGAGAGUUAUGGUCAAGGAUCUAGAGAAUAUCUAGUGUGGUACGUGCUGUUCAUCGUUUUCGUUACUUAUGCCAUGCUACCGCUUCCGUUGAGAUGGUGCAUACUGGCCGGUUGUUCGACCGCACUAUUACACAUACUCAUCACCAGUUACACAAAAUCAUCAAAAGAAAAAAAUAGACUGUGCGUCAUUCGCCAGCUAACCGCAAUGGGUCUAUUGUACGCUGCCGUCAACUUUGCUGGAAUGUAUACAAAGUACUUAACGGACCGAAGUCAACGAAAAGCAUUUUUAGAAACGCAUAGGUCCACCGAAGCCCGGUUCAAAACCCAAAAGGAAAACGAACAACAAGAAAAACUUUUACUCUCGGUUUUGCCAGAUUUCGUUGCUAGGGAAAUAAUUAAAGAUAUUGCUUCUGAAACGGACAAAGGACCUUUUAUGCCAAAUCAAUUUCACCGAAUCUACAUUCAUCGCUACGAAGACGUCAGUAUUUUGUUUGCAGACAUUAAAGGUUUUACAGAGUGGGCGAGUCGUACUUGUGCUCAAGAAUUAGUCAGAGUACUGAACGAUCUAUUCGCUAAUUUCGAUAAACUAGCUGCAGAAAACCAUUGUCUUCGUAUCAAGCUUUUGGGAGAUUGUUAUUAUUGUGUCUCAGGUCUUCCUCAAACUAGACAAGAUCACGCCGUUUGUUGUGUAGAAAUGGGUUUACAUAUGAUAAACGCGAUUAAGGAAGUACGGAAUAAAUUGAACGUCGAUCUAAAUAUGCGCAUCGGAAUACAUUCAGGGUCAGUUCUAUGUGGCGUCUUAGGACUCAGAAAGUGGCAAUUUGACGUGUGGUCUUACGAUGUGACAUUAGCCAAUCACUUGGAGUCGGGCGGAAUACCUGGACGUGUUCACAUAUCUAAGGCUACUCUAGAUUGUUUAGAAGAAGCCUACGAUACAGAACCCGGUCACGGGGAAAAUCGCGAUGCUUAUUUGAGGGAUCACGGGAUUGAAACGUUCUUGAUUAAGGAACAAGAACCUUGUCGAGGUCACAGAAAGCUACAAAAAAAUAAUUCUUCGAGACCGCGCUUGUGGUCAGACGAGAAAUUAUGUUUCAAUUCAAAUGCGCAGAAUCUAAUAUCACCAAAAAUUGAGGAUUAUAUCGAUGAUAGCAAAUGCAAUGAAUGGACUCCGGAAAUACCAUUUGAAAACUUAAACACAAGUGAUCAAGGACUGGAAAUGGACGAUGGUGAAUGUGGUACUCCUAUCACAAUUGAAGGAGACCUCGAACACGCCGAAGACAUUAUGGAUCAUUGUAUCGAAGUGGAGAGUAAUGAAAGAAUGAGAAAUGAAAACAUAGAUCGAUGGACUUUAAGGUUCAAACAAUCAGAAAUUGAAACUAAAUUUUGUCAGUUACGCGAGGACAUGUUUAAAUCAAACAUGGCGUGUUGUUUUAUCAUAUGGCUGCUGGUUGUAUGUUGUCAAACGAUCAUGUUGCCCCGAUGCAUGAAACUAUUGGUCGCCUUAGCAUUCACCACCGUUGUGCUUUGUGCUGCACUGACACUUGUCAUGGCAGAAGAGUUCAUGCACUUGCCGUCCGCUUUGCAGAGGAUGUCCUCAGUGUUGGUGCAAAACCGGUUCAGGCGGACAAUGUUCAUUUGCGCUGUAGUCGGACUUAUAUGUUUUUCUUCUACUCUGAGUCUCCUGUUUACGCCCGACGAGCACCUGAUCCGGAAAGAAGACAACUUGGACGGCGACGGCCGAAGGACGAAACGGCGGACCGAAGAAUCCAACGACUGUGUGCACCCCGAGUAUUUGGUGUUCACAUGGGUCCUGUGUCUAAUAGCCUUAGCCACCACGCUCAAGUUAUACUUCCUGGUCAAGACUUUCCUGGCAUCCAUCAUGGUGGCUGUGUACACGGGACUCACGUCGCUAGCCUACCCCCAGGUAUUCUCACAGACCGACACUGAGCACCGGACCAUGCCGUUAUCGUCGCAGAUGCUGUUGCUGUUGAUCGUGUUCCUGGUGCUGGUGGCCUAUCAUGCCCGGCUAGUAGAGGUCACUUCUCGACUAGACUUUCUGUGGAAACGGGAAGCUGAACGGGAACUCACCGAGAUGCGCGAGACCAGGACCAACAACCGACAACUGUUGCGCAAUAUAUUGCCCGAUCACGUCGCCCACCAUUUCUUGUCAUCCUCACGCAGGCACACUACUGACGAACUAUACUCGCAGUCCAUCGACAAAGUUGGCGUCAUGUUUGCAAGCAUUCCAAAUUUUACAGAAUUUUAUUCAGAAGACAUAAACAAAGGCAUGGAGUGCAUCAGAUUGCUGAACGAAAUAAUUGCUGACUUCGACGAAUUAUUAUCGGAACCGAGAUUUGGUUCGAUUGAGAAAAUCAAAACCGUCGGUGCGAGCUACAUGGCCGCGUCCGGGUUAAAUCCUGGUGUUAAAGACGGAGAAGACGAAUACGGUCACCUUUGCGCUCUUGUCGACUUCGCAUUAGCAAUGAAACAAUGUUUACAAGAUGUCAAUGUGCACUCUUUUAAUAAUUUUCAGCUCAGGGUUGGAAUAAGUUGCGGUGCCCUAGUGGGCGGAGUCAUCGGAGCGCGGAAACCCGUGUACGACAUAUGGGGAAACACCGUGAACGAGGCUUCCAGGAUGGAUUCCACAGGCACUAUGGGCCGCAUACAAGUGCCCGAGGGCACGGCCAAAAUCCUGAUGGACAAAGGUUACGAGGCGGAGUUUCGGGGCUCGAUCGCGGUCAAGGGCAAAGGCGAGAUGAAAACGUACUUCGUGGUGGGCAAAAAGGGAGCCGUGGCGAACAACCUGAGCCGACAGUCGAGUCAGAUCAGCAGCUUGGCGACCGUCGUCUACGGGAUGGUGCAAGCCAGACGCCGGCAAAACACAGUAAAAAAAAGACAUUUUCAUCGAAUGAUCAAACAGCGGGUGCAGAUAUACAUAAUAUGUAUGGUGAUGACACGCGUGCGAAGAAUAUAAAAUCAAUAAUAAUACACUGCAGCAGCACGGUCCGUUACGGGAUGGUCGUAUGAGAUAUCCAAAACGGCUGUUGACGGGUGUCGGUUUUGGACCUAAUAUAAUAAUGUGUAUAGUCAUCACUUGCAGAAAAUACGUACUGCAGUUCCUUGGUCACGAGCACACAUCGGUUUGCGAAACAAAACACUACGUUAUGUAAAAGUAUUAUGAUAAAUAAACUAUGUGUUACAUAUGCUAAUAAUCUCUUCGCCGUCGUAUCACAAAACGAAACGUUAGAACUUUCUCGAUUAUUAACUUAGGUAAUAUAUUGUAAUUAUGUGUUGUAUGUUAUGUAUAUAAACAUUCGUUAUCUUGUGUAGUAUAUUCAGUUUCCAUGCUCAUUAUUCAGAAAAAAGCACGAAAAAUCUUUUUUU